CAUCAACACAACCUCCACAAGAGAGUAGUACUGAAGCUAUGCUGAAACAAUUAUUGGAGGGACAAACAAGAAGUGAGAAACAAUUAGGGUAUGAGCUGAAAAAUCUCCACAACAAGAUUGAUGGGAAUUACCAUGAUCUAAACAACAAGUUCAAAGCCUUGGAGAACCAGUUUGUCUCUAUGACAGCCAGCUCAAGUCGCCAACAAGCUUCCCUACCUGGAAAGGCUGAACAAAACCCAAAGGAGACAAUGAAGGCAAUCACCCUAAGGAGUGGAAGAGAGUUACCUCCUAAAGUUCUCAUUAAGGAUAAUGAGAAACAAGGUGGGGAGGUGGUCAUCAAUGUAGAUGAUGAUGUGGUGAUUGUGGAUGAGAAGACUAAUGAGGAAAUCUUGGAGAAGAUAGUUGAAGCUAAGGGCAAGAGAAAGAUGGGAGAGGAGAAAGUUGAGAACAAAAAUGAGGCUGCUACAUCAACAAAGGAGAAAUUGUUCACUCCUCCUCCCUAUGAGCCGAAGCUUCCCUUUCCUGGAAGAUUCAAGAAGCAACUUCUAGAGAAGUACAAAGCCUUGUUUGACAAGCAAAUGAGUGAAGUUCAGCUCACCAUGCCCAUAAUUGAUGCAUUUAUGCUAGUUCCACAAUACAACAAGUUCUUGAAAGAUGUUGUAGAACAAAAGAAGAAAGAGAUGGAAGGGAUGGUGAUUCUUACUCAUGAGUGCAGUGCCAUUAUUCAGAGACUGACUGUCCCAAGGAAGCUAGAAGACCCUGGUAGUUUCAUCCUGCCAUGCGCCAUUGGACCUUUGACAUUUGAGAAAUGUCUAUGUGAUUUGGGAGCAAGUGUCAGCCUCAUGCCACUAUCCAUUGCCAAGAAGCUUGGGUUUACACAAUAUAAAAAGUGCAAGAUCUCUUUGGUGCUAGCUGAUCGAUCUGUCAAGCUCCCCAUUGGCAUCCUAGAAGAUCUUCCUGUCAAGAUAGGAAAUUGUGAAGUGCCUACUGACUUUGUAGUGCUUGAGAUGGAUGAAGAGCCUAGAGAUCCUUUGAUCUUUGGAAGACCUUUCUUGGCAACUGCUGGAGCAAUGGUGAAUGUGAGAGAUGGCACAAUUGAUCUCCACCUUGGAAAAGAUCACAUUCUCCAUUUUGAUAUCAAGGAGAUGAUGAAGAAUCCCACAACUCAAGGAGAAAUAUUCUACAUUGAUGAGAUGGAUGCUUUGGCUGAUGAUUUCCUUGAGGAGUUAGCGAUUGAGGACUCUCUUCAACAUGCCCUGACCAUUGAAAGAGAGUCCCAAAUGAUUGAAAACAAGGAGAGUGAUGAGCUAGUAAGAAGGCUAGAUGUUCACCUUGAGGAGGAUGGAGAAGAUGAGUUCAUGGAGUUGCCACAAAUGACUCAACAUGCUGCCUCAGCAGACAUUCAAGAGAACCUCCAUGAAGCUGAUUGGAGUGAGCUCAAGGCACCAAAAGUGGAGCUUAAACCUCUUCCCCAUGGUGUAAGGUACGCUUUCCUUGGACCUAAUGAGACAUAUCCUGUCAUUGUGAGUAGUGAGCUGACUGAGAAUGAAUUGUCUAUGCUUUUAAAUGAACUUAAAAAGUAUAGAAAAGCACUAGGAUACUCACUUGAUGACAUUAAAGGAAUCUCACCAUCUUUGUGCAUGCAUAGGAUACAUCUAGAGGAUGAAUCUAAAACUUCAAUUGAACACCAAAGAAGAUUAAAUCCUAAUUUGAAAGAUGUUGUUAAAAAAGAGAUAAUCAAAUUGUUAGAUGCUGGUGUGAUCUAUCCUAUCUCUGAUAGCAAUUGGGUUUCACCUGUGCAUGUAGUUCCUAAAAAAGGUGGCAUAACAGUUGUUAAGAACGAAAAUGAUGAGUUAAUACCAACAAGAACAAUAACUGGACAUAGGAUGUGCAUUGACUAUCGAAAACUGAAUGCAGCCUCUAGAAAGGAUCAUUUCCCUUUACCAUUCAUUGAUCAGAUGUUAGAGAGGCUAGCUAACCAUCCUUAUUAUUGUUUCCUUGAUGGAUACUCUGGAUUUUUCCAAAUCCCUAUACACCCAAAUGACCAAGAGAAAACGACAUUCACUUGUCCUUAUGGUACCUUUGCAUAUCGAAGGAUGCCAUUUGGACUGUGCAAUGCACCAGCAACAUUCCAAAGAGCAAUGAUGUCAAUUUUCUCUGAUCUUAUUGAGGAUGUAAUGGAGGUGUUUAUGGAUGAUUUUUCUGUAUAUGGUUCUUCGUUUGCUACUUGUUUGUCAAAUCUUUGCAGGGUAUUACAGAGAUGUGAGGACACUAACCUGGUGCUCAAUUGGGAGAAGUGUCACUUCAUGGUCAAGGAAGGGAUUGUUCUUGGACACAAAGUUUCUGAGAAAGGAAUUGAAGUGGACAAAGCCAAGAUAGAUGUCAUGGUUGGUCUAGCUCCACCAAGAACAGUGAAGGAUAUAAGAAGCUUUCUGGGUCAUGCCGGUUUCUAUAGAAGAUUCAUCAUGGAUUUCUCUAAGAUAGCUAGACCAUUGACCAGGCUGUUAUGCAAAGAAGCUGCAUUUCACUUCGAUGAGGAGUGUAUGGAAGCUUUCAAAAACCUGAAGAAUGCACUCAUCAGUGCACCCAUAGUUCAACCGCCAGAUUGGGAUCUCCCCUUUGAGAUCAUGUGUGAUGCAAGUGACUUUGCUGUAGGAGCAGUCCUAGGCCAGAAGAGAGACAAGAAGUCACAUGUGAUCUACUAUGCAAGUAGAACCCUUGAUGAAGCUCAAGCUAAAUACUCUACAACUGAGAAGGAGCUAUUGGCCAUUGUCUUUGCAUUUGAGAAGUUCAGAAGCUACUUGGUUGGGUCAAAGGUGACUGUCUACACUGAUCAUGCUGCAUUGAGACACCUCUUAGCCAAGAAAGAUGCAAAACCAAGACUGCUGAGGUGGAUUCUGCUGCUAUAAGAGUUUGAUCUUGAGAUCAAGGACAGGCCUGGAGUUGAGAAUGGAGUAGCUGAUCACCUGUCCAGGUUGAAGGUGGAGUGUGGAAUCCCUAUUGAUGACAGACUUCCAGAAGAGAAAAUGAUGGCUAUUCA
Molecule: messenger RNA, 3040 nt
Organism: Brassica oleracea var. oleracea
Lineage: Eukaryota; Viridiplantae; Streptophyta; Magnoliopsida; Brassicales; Brassicaceae
Exons: 1
Coding region: 39-2909 (956 amino acids)
Source: RefSeq, a predicted model, not a curated record